GCCGGGGCGUGUGGCUUGUGUUCCCAAGAGUGCCAACGCACGUCCUAGAUGGGUCGCCGGUCGGCGGGGUAUGUGCAAGUCCGUCAACCCUCCGUUUGUGCUACCGUUGACGAUCUUCUGCAGGAUCCUGUGGGUCUGGACGACUCGACCGUCUGUGCGCCGACGAGAUGGUCAACUCGUCUGUCAAUGGACAGCCUUGGUGUCAGUCGCCAUGCGGGCAUUCUUGGCCUCUCAUCGACAUUGUGGGCGCUCGUCAGAAGGGCAGAUGGUACACAGCCCUCUUCGGUGAGCGAGACGCGCCGGAUGCGCCUCACACCGCAUUGCGAACAUCGACUGUGGCCCAGACCUCAUGCAUCAGAACACGAACGAAACCCUGCCUCGAGAGUAGGAAA
Fomitopsis serialis is the source of this 392-nucleotide messenger RNA. RefSeq lists its product as uncharacterized. The coding region runs from base 71 to 289 and encodes 72 amino acids. The transcript is spliced from 4 exons. Lineage: Eukaryota; Fungi; Basidiomycota; Agaricomycetes; Polyporales; Fomitopsidaceae. The record is from RefSeq and is a predicted model, not a curated record.